GUUCAGCAUCGUGACCAACUCCACAUUCGGAUUACAAAAUGGCAUUCAAAUUUGCAGUUUUCGCCGCCAUCGUGGCCGUUGCCAACGCCGUCGCCAUCGGAUACCCAGCUGCUCACGUCGGAUACGGAGCUGCCUACCCGGCCAUUGCCAAGGUUGCCGCCCCAGUUUUGGCCAAGGCCGUCGAUGACUACGACCCCAACCCACAGUACAGCUACAGCUACCACAUUGCCGAUGCCCUGACCGGAGACAACAAGGAACAGCAGGAGUCCCGCUCCGGAGAUGUUGUGACCGGAUCUUACUCCCUGGUUGAGCCCGAUGGCACCCGUCGCGUCGUUGAGUACACCGCUGAUCCCGUCAACGGAUUCAACGCCGUUGUCCACCGUCAGCCACUCGGCGCCAAGGUUGUUGCCCCAGUUGCGAAGAUCGCCGCCCCUCUGGCCUACCCAGCCGUCGCCAAGGUCGGAUACCCAGGUGCCUACCCAGCUGCCUACCCCGCUGCCCAUCUGGGAUACCCAGCCCUCGGUUAAACAACCCAACCUCUAAUCGACCCCUGGAAAAUUCUCAGUUCUUCUCUAAAAACUUCUCAGCAAAGUCAUUAGUCUAUACUUUAUUUAUUUAUUCUACUUCUCUAAACUAUCCUACAACAACUUAUUUUUUCCUGCAUAUUGCAAAGACUUUCUUAUCAUUUCUCUACCAGAGCAACGAAUGUGAGUCCUCUAGUUAUUCCAAGCUCAUUUAAAACGUGUGUACAAAAAGUAUAAUUUUAUAAAGACAAGCCAUCUUACUAUUAACGGGAAGCGUACGAUGAGAUUUAGAAAUCUCUUUCCUUGACUGUGUGACUGUACCGUACAACCAUAUUGUAAUCAGAAAUAAAUGCAAUUUCUACAAAA
Culex quinquefasciatus (southern house mosquito) is the source of this 890-nucleotide messenger RNA. RefSeq names its product larval cuticle protein A2B. Bases 39 to 527 code for a protein of 162 amino acids. The transcript has 3 exons. Gene Ontology annotation, cellular component: extracellular matrix. The record is from RefSeq and is a predicted model, not a curated record. Lineage: Eukaryota; Metazoa; Arthropoda; Insecta; Diptera; Culicidae.